Messenger RNA from Saprolegnia parasitica CBS 223.65, 1175 nucleotides. RefSeq lists its product as hypothetical. The transcript has 11 exons. The coding region runs from base 26 to 1066 and encodes 346 amino acids. The record is from RefSeq and is a predicted model, not a curated record. Gene Ontology annotation, biological process: intracellular signal transduction. Gene Ontology annotation, molecular function: protein serine/threonine kinase activator activity. NCBI's taxonomy places the organism in Eukaryota, Oomycota, Saprolegniomycetes, Saprolegniales, Saprolegniaceae.
CUUAUACGACAACCGACGAGGGAGCAUGGACAAGCUCUUCCAGCGCAAGAAGAGCCCCGAGCAACUCAGCAAGCUCAUCAAGGAGGCGCUUGAGAACCCGAACACGCCUGUCAAGCCCGACAAGAGCGGCAAGGUCGUGGACAUCGUCACCAAGCGGCUGAACCAGAUCAAGCUGCUGCUCUACGGCGAUGGCGAGCAAGAGUCGAACCCGCAAAAGUGUGCGCAAAUGUCCAUGCUGCUGAUUGCCGACAACAUGAUCCCGCGGCUCGUUUUGAACCUCGAAAAGCUGCCAUUCGAGGCGCGCAAGCACGUGGCGCAGAUCUACAACAACCUCAUGCGGCGGGACCUGGGCGGGUUUGUCGCGUACGUCGAGCGCCAGCCGCAGAUGAUCUCGGCCUUGGUGCGCGGCUACGAGCACUCGGAAAUUGCGCUCAACUGUGGCACGAUGCUGCGCGAGUCGAUCCGGCACGAGGCGCUGGCCAAGCAAAUCUUGCACUCACCCGACCUCUGGAAGUUUUUCGACGUCUACGUGCACUUGCCCAACUUUGACGUUGGGUCGGACGCCUUUGCGACGUUCAAGGACCUCCUCACGCGCCACAAGCCGCUCGUCUCGCAGUUCUUCGAGUCGCACUUUGACAUGGUCUUUGAAAAGUACAACAAGCUGCUUUCGUCGGAAAACUACGUCACGCGGCGCCAGUCGCUCAAGCUUUUGGGCGAAAUCCUCCUGGACCGGUCCAACUUUGACGUGAUGAUGCGCUACAUUUGCAAGCGCGAGAACCUCAAGAUGAUGAUGAAUCUGCUUCGGGACACGAGCGUCAACAUCCAAUUCGAGGCCUUUCACGUCUUCAAGGUGUUUGUGGCCAACCCGAAGAAGCCCAACGAGAUCACGCAAAUUCUCUUGACCAACAAGGAGAAGCUCAUUGCCUACUUGGAGAAAUUCCAAAACGAAAAGGAGGACGAGCAAUUUGUCGAAGAAAAGAGCCUCUUGAUCCGGACGCUCUCGACGCUCGAGUUGAGGCAAGAAGACGAUGAGACAGACGGCAAGACCGCAACGACAAGCCACUAAGGACGCUACAGGACGCGAACGUGUGGUCAUCAUCUACAAGAAACCUUUUCGUCGAUUUGCUUUUUGUAUCGUCCACGAAUGAAAACCAUAUAUCUCGUGUCUUCUCGGG